AAGCACCUUGGUGGGGUAUAUAUAUGGAAGGCAAGGUAUUCCAUCUUCCUCAGUCUUCUGCAGAAGAAAGAGAUUUCUUUCCUUCAUUUUUCUUCUGCAUAAUCAGAUCUUCUCUUUUUCUUUGCACAAAAUCCAGUGAUCAUUAGAAAAGGCUGUUGAAAACAAACAAAAAUGGUGAAGAUUUGCUGCAUUGGAGCUGGGUAUGUCGGUGGGCCUACCAUGGCUGUGAUUGCACUUAAGUGCCCUGCAAUUGAAGUAGCCGUGGUUGAUAUAUCAGUAUCACGAAUUAAUGCCUGGAACAGUGAUACUCUUCCCAUCUAUGAGCCUGGCCUUGAUGAAGUAGUGAAGCAGUGCAGAGGAAAGAACCUCUUCUUCUCCACUGAUGUGGAGAAACAUGUUUUCGAGGCUGAUAUAGUCUUUGUUUCAGUUAACACCCCUACCAAGACCCAGGGUCUUGGAGCUGGCAAAGCAGCUGAUCUGACCUACUGGGAGAGCGCUGCUCGAAUGAUUGCUGAUGUAUCGAAAUCUGACAAAAUUGUGGUUGAGAAAUCAACAGUCCCAGUGAAAACUGCUGAGGCAAUAGAAAAGAUCCUGACCCACAAUAGCAAGAAGAUCAACUUCCAAAUCCUUUCCAACCCAGAAUUUCUUGCCGAGGGAACUGCAAUUAAAGACCUUUUCAAUCCUGAUAGAGUCCUCAUUGGAGGUAGGGAGACCCCAGAUGGGCAAAAGGCGAUACAAGCAUUGAAAGAUGUUUAUGCCCAUUGGGUCCCUGUGGAUCGUAUAAUUUGCACUAAUCUUUGGUCUGCUGAGCUUUCUAAGCUUGCUGCCAAUGCCUUCUUGGCACAGAGGAUCUCUUCUGUGAAUGCCAUGUCAGCACUUUGUGAGGCAACCGGUGCAGAUGUCACCCAAGUGUCCCAUGCUGUUGGCAAGGACACAAGAAUUGGUCCCAAGUUCUUGAAUGCUAGUGUUGGUUUUGGUGGGUCUUGCUUCCAGAAGGACAUCUUGAACUUGGUCUAUAUCUGUGAGUGCAAUGGCCUUCCUGAUGUAGCAAAUUACUGGAAACAGGUUAUUAAGGUGAAUGACUACCAGAAGACAAGGUUUGUGAACCGCGUGGUUGCCUCAAUGUUCAACACAGUCUCCGGUAAGAAGAUUGCAAUUCUGGGCUUUGCUUUCAAGAAGGACACUGGUGAUACCAGGGAGACCCCAGCUAUUGAUGUGUGUAAAGGGCUGUUGGGGGACAAAGCUAAAUUGAGCAUAUACGACCCACAGGUGACUGGGGAUCAGAUCCAGAGGGAUCUUGCAAUGAAGAAGUUUGAUUGGGACCAUCCAGUUCAUCUUCAGCCACUGAGCCCUACUUCCGUCAAGGAAGUCAGUGUCGUUUGGGACGCUUACGAGGCAACUAAGGAUGCACAUGGUAUCUGCAUUAUGACUGAGUGGGAUGAGUUUAAGACGCUUGAUUACCAGAAGAUUUAUGAUAAUAUGCAGAAGCCUGCAUUUGUGUUUGAUGGCCGGAAUAUUGUGGAUGUGGAGAAGCUGAGGGAAAUUGGGUUUAUCGUUUACUCCAUUGGUAAGCCACUGGACCCAUGGCUGAAGGACAUGCCUGCCGUGGCAUAAAAAUGAGAAGCAUAAUUUCUGUUGGCUUGUGGUGAGCAGGGAAUUAAUUUGUGAGAGAGGAUGCAUCGUCCUACCAAAUUUUACCUUUUUCUAGAGUUGGGUUUUAUGUUCUCUUCCUUCUGUUUUAUCCUUGAUGGACUCGAAGACCCUGUAGUCUUUGAAUCUGUCUUUAGCUAAUAGAAAAUUGGAAUAUGUUCUUUAUUUGAUAUAAUGUAAUAAAUCACAACUCAGGAUUUUUUAAUACCAUUCUACCUAUUUUAGCUGAUA
Messenger RNA from Quercus lobata, 1881 nucleotides. Its product is annotated as UDP-glucose 6-dehydrogenase 1-like. Gene Ontology annotation, cellular component: nucleus. The record is from RefSeq and is a predicted model, not a curated record. Gene Ontology annotation, biological process: glycosaminoglycan biosynthetic process. Gene Ontology annotation, molecular function: UDP-glucose 6-dehydrogenase activity; NAD binding. The transcript has 2 exons. The coding region runs from base 172 to 1614 and encodes 480 amino acids. NCBI's taxonomy places the organism in Eukaryota, Viridiplantae, Streptophyta, Magnoliopsida, Fagales, Fagaceae.